This is a messenger RNA of Leptinotarsa decemlineata (Colorado potato beetle), 1560 nucleotides long. RefSeq names its product tenascin-like. The record is from RefSeq and is a predicted model, not a curated record. Lineage: Eukaryota; Metazoa; Arthropoda; Insecta; Coleoptera; Chrysomelidae.
AUGCGAGCCGUUUCAAAUAGUUUCUACUCAAUCGAAUAGCAAAGGUGAGAUGAGAAUUGAACAGAUAUGAAUUAUAUCACGUGCACAUUUCUCAUUUGGGUAAAUAUAUUAGGGAUACAAUGUCGAAAUGAAGUCUGUGAAAAAAACAGCCAAUGUACAACUGAAGGAGAAAUAUGUAGAAAUGGAAAAUGUGAUUGUGAUACUAUUUCGUACUACAAUGAAACCAGAUCGCAAUGUUUACCCUAUGUAACCGAAUACAUGGCCUACUGUCAAGAAUCUGAACAGUGCGUUUGGAUAGGAACAAAUUCAGAAUGUAAUAAAAAUCUGUGUGUUUGCGAAAAAAAUUAUAGAUGGAUCCAAGGAAAGUGUCAACGCUUCGUAAAUAAAGGGGAACCAUGCAAAUCAGAUUUGGAGUGCUACAACGGCUAUGAUAUGUUAUCGAUGAGAUGUUCCGAAGACAAUAUAUGUGUCUGUAAUUACAAUUACUAUGACAGAGGGGAUGACUGUAGACCAGAAUCUGAGUUGAAUGAUGAAGAUUGCGCUCUAGAUUUUGACUGCUCACGAAAUCCGUCUCAAAAUCGCCAUUGUGAUCUUGGAAGCUGUAAGCAAAAGCCACAGAAGACUGUAAAUAUACUCAAGUUUUUGCGAAAAAAUGAGAAACAUUCACCCUGGCAUGCUAGUGAUUUAAAAUGCUCAUUUGAUGACGAUUGUAAAGAUAUGGCUAACUCAGAAUGUGAUGUAUCAUUGGGGAUUUGCAGGUGUAAAAGUAACACAUAUUUGUUCGAGGGAAAUUGUUUACCAGGUUUGGGAGCCUGCGAUAGUACUGACUCUUGCUCUUAUGCGAACAGUAUGUGCUUUAAAGGAACUUGUGUCUGUUCACCUGGUUAUUUCAUUAAAGAUGGAAAGUGUCAUCCGGAACUCGGCAUGAUCGAUACUUCUCUGAAAAACGGAAGUGACUGUAUUAUCAAACCAGGAAAAUUAGUAGAUUCUGCUUGCUAUUGUAAAUCGUAUUGGUUCAACGAUAGAUCAAACAGAAACUGCAUCAAAACAACGCUACAGCAAACACGUUCAUGUUUGACCAGUGACUGGUGCAAUGCUAUGGGCGAAUACUCCAUUUGUAAUUCUACAACUAACACAUGUCAAUGCAGCAGCUUUGCAAAUCUGAACGAAACUUCAUUUUACUGCUCAAAUUUCACUGAUAUCCCUUCUGAUGAAGGUUUCUGUUUGAGGGAUUCAGAUUGUUCGCUUCAUGAACGGUGCACGGACGAGAAAUGUGAAUGCGUUGAAAAUUUUUCGAAACGUGGGGAAGCUUGCUUACCAGAUAUUGGUGGUUCAUGUGGCAUUACGGGUUGUUCACAUAUAGAGAAUUCAAAAUGUAGAGGAGGUGUUUGCUUAUGUAUCCCUAGUUAUAUUGGAACCAAAGACAAGUGCUUAAGAGGUGAGAAAAAUACAUAUUUUGAGGCUUCUUUUGAUUUUUAUGUAUUUAUCUAUUCAAGGCAUUGCUCAUUUUCACAAAAAAUCAACACAUUCAUACAUAUGUACUGUGAGUAUCAGAUGUAA